Messenger RNA from Peromyscus maniculatus bairdii (prairie deer mouse), 618 nucleotides. The record is from RefSeq and is a predicted model, not a curated record. Lineage: Eukaryota; Metazoa; Chordata; Mammalia; Rodentia; Cricetidae.
UUUGACUUUGAGAAAGAAGAUAAAGAUCUGACUGGUUCAGAGGAGGAUGUUGCUGAUGAAAAGACUCCAGUAAUUGAAAAACAUGGGAAAAAAGGAUCUGGAUGAAUAGUUGAAGAUGUGGGAAGUGAAGUACAGAAUAUGCUGGAAAAAUUUGGAGCUGACAUCAACAAAGCUCUUCUUGCCAAAAGAAAAAGAAUAGAAAUGUACACUAAAGCUUCUUUCAAAGCCAGUAACCAGAAAAUCGAGCAAAUUUGGAAAACACAACAAGAGGAAAUACAAAAGCUUAACAGUGAAUCUUCUCAGCAAUUUUUGAGUGUGUUGCAGCAGUGGGAACUGGAUAUGCAGAAAUUUGAGGAACAAGGAGAAAAACUAACUAAUCUUUUUCGUCAGCAACAGAAGCUUUUUCAGCAGUCUAGAAUUGUUCAGAGCCAGAGACUGAAAGCAAUCAAACAGCUACAUGAGCAGUUCAUAAAGAGUUUGGAGGAUGUGGACAAAAAUAAUGAUAAUCUAUUUACUGGCACACAAAGUGAACUUAAAAAAGAAAUGGCUAUGUUGCAAAAAAAAGAUGGCAAAUGUUCGAAAGUCUCUUCAGUCCAUGUUAUUCUGAUGAAUCUUUGA